AUGCCUGGCAUGGGAGAGAUCCGCAAGUGCAUUCAGGCGCUGCAGGGCUGCCGGAGAUGCGGCAAAUGGGUCCCCCUGCCGCUCCACUCCACGCUCUCGCAGCGGGAGCAGCAGAAGGUGUUCGAGCGGCCGCCGAAGGGGAUGCGCAAGAUCGUGGUCACGACGAAUAUUGCUGAGACCUCGAUCACCAUCGACGACGUGGUCUAUGUCAUAGACUCUGGCCGAGAACGGCUGGUCGACCUGAACCCGGAGACCAACAUCUCCUCCCUGAUGGUGCAGUGGAUCGCGCGCAGCAACGCGUGCCAGCGCAAGGGGCGCGCCGGCCGCUGCCGGUCAGGCAGCUACUUCGCCCUGUAUUCGUCGGUGCAGCACGCGGAGCUGUUCCUGGAGUCCCACCCCCCGGAGAUGCAGCGGACGCAGGUGGAGACCCUCUGCCUGCAGGUGAAGGCGCUCGGCUUCGAGGACAUCGAGGCCACGCUGGACCGCGCCCCCGACCCCCCCGACAAGCGCACGGUGGAGGCGGCUAAGCGCUCGCUCGUCACCCUCGGCGCGCUGAAGGAGGACGGCGCGCUGACGCGCCUCGGCCGGCUGCUGAUGGCGCUGCCGGUGCACCCGCAGAUCGGCAAGUUCUUGCUGUACUCUCGCCUCCUGGACUGCACGGACGCGGCGCUCACCAUCGCGGCGGCCAUGGACGUCGGCAGGGUGUUCACGCAGGGCGGCUCCGACAGGCGCCGGCAGGAGCUGGGCGGCGGGCUCCGCAGCGACCACUGGGUCACCGUGCAGGCGUACCGGAGGUGGGCCCGGCUGCAGGAGAAGCCCGAGGAGCAGAAGCAGCUCGCCGACCGGCUGUUCCUGAACCAGAAGGCUCUGGAGCACAUGGCGAAGCUCCGGGUGGAGUUCCUCCGGAACCUGGAGGAGCUCGAGGGCGCCGGGAGGCACGGCCGGGCCGAGCCGCCGGCCAAGCGGGCGGUGCCCCUGGAUGCCACCGACGAGCUGACGGUCAUCAGCGCCGCGCUGGCGUCGUCGCUGCACCUCGCGCGGUUGACGCCGCAGCUCGGCAUGGUCUGCCUGAGCAUCCCCCCCUGCCGAGCCACCGUCGCGCCCAAGUCGGUGAACGCCCUGAAGAAUUUGCUGCAGCCGGAGCUGUUCGAGGAGGCGCUGGCGGUCUGGUUCAACCGCCUGCAGACCUCGGACCUCUUCGUCGAGGACACCACGUUCCUGCGCGCCAUCCACGUGCUGCUGCUCGGGCCACCCCUGUCGGUGCAGGUGAGCUACCCGGAGUACGCGCAGGUGCAGCCGCCGGAGACGGGGGAGGACGCCGCGGAGGUGCUCAAGAGCGAGAAAGAGCGCCGCAGGGCGGCGGCGGAGCGCAGGCAGCGGCGCGAGCAGAAGGAGCAGCGGAAGGUCGCGAGGAUACGGGCGUUGGUGGAGCAGCUGUACGAGGAGCACAAUCCGUCCAAGCUUCCAGAGGUGGAGCAGAUGUUCAAGAAGUACGCAGGUGUCGAGAGCGACAUGUACCUGCGGAUCUGCGCGAAGUACGACACCGUUCCCGACCCCGGGCACCUGCCCUCGGAGGACGAGGAGGAGGUGGACGAGCAGGACGUGGACAUCGCGGCAAGGCAGCUGCACCACGUGGAGCGCCACGUGCCUUGGCUGCGCUGCUCCUCGCCAGAUCGCAUGCGGGCCCUGCUGGAGAUCCGCAAGGUUGCGAUCGAGCUGUUCGACCGUUUCGUCGGCACGUCCGAGAGCAUGCUGCCAAAGGUGGUUGCCGACGCACUUGGCGCUUUCCGGAAGUUCUUGGUGGCGUUCGGCUCCCUUGGAGAUCUCCGAAUGCGUCACCACAAGGACUAUGGCUUCCUCGAAGAGUAUGAGCAGAUCCCCGCUCCGAUGGAAGAGGAGUGGCCUGGCGACAGCGCGACAAACGGCACCCCUGGUGGCAGACGUCUUGUUGCACCUGUGGCCAAGGCGAAGGGCAAGGCCAAUGUGGCAAAGGCGGCCGCGCGCAAGCAGACGGGCUCAGAGCUGGACUCUUGGGUGAAGGACCCCGAG
Molecule: messenger RNA, 2049 nt
Organism: Prorocentrum cordatum
Lineage: Eukaryota; Dinophyceae; Prorocentrales; Prorocentraceae
Source: the annotation of a GenBank genome assembly